Molecule: messenger RNA, 1578 nt
Organism: Labrus mixtus (cuckoo wrasse)
Lineage: Eukaryota; Metazoa; Chordata; Actinopteri; Labriformes; Labridae
Gene: glipr2l
Product: GLI pathogenesis-related 2, like
Exons: 5
Coding region: 373-843 (156 amino acids)
Cellular component (GO): extracellular region
Source: RefSeq, a predicted model, not a curated record
UAAGUGGGUGUGUUCACACAGGGCAUGCAGACAGACAGAUAGUAGGGUUUGUGGCCUCAAGCGAAACAGGCAGGUUACUUUAAGUUAAAUGAAGUGAAAGAAAACUAUAGAGGAAGAAGAAUGUUGCGUAACAUCCAGAAAAAUUACUAAAGAGGAACUUUGCACAACUGCUGUGAGUUCAUCGGGGGAAUGAAAGGAAUUGAUGGAAAUGAAGGCUUUGGCAGCUGUUUGAAAGCAUCAGCGGUAGAUAGACAGUGCUAAGUGAAGAGAGGGUGAGGCACAGAAAAAAAGAGAACUAGAACAGUAAACAAGAAAGAGGGGAGGCUGCUUUUGUGAGUGCUGAUCUAACUGAAGGCUUCCUGUGUCAGCACCAUGGGAAAGUCAGCCUCGAAGCAGUUUGGACAAGAGGUGCUGCAGUGCCACAAUGAGUUCAGAGGGAAGCACCAGGCUCCUCCACUAAAGCUGAGCGGCAAGCUGAGCAAAGAGGCAACCCGUUAUGCUGAGAGUCUGGCCAGCACAAGGAUCCUAAAACAUAGUGUGGAGUCCAGCAGGGGGAGCUGUGGAGAGAACCUGGCAUGGGCCUCCUACGACCAGUCAGGGAAGGAUGUGACAGACCGCUGGUAUGAUGAAGUGAAACAAUACAACUUCAACCGUCCUGGAUUCUCCUCGGGCACGGGCCACUUCACAGCGAUGGUGUGGAAAAACAGCACAAAGCUGGGUGUGGGUAAGGCCACAGCAUCAGACGGUUCUUCCUUUGUGGUGGCCAGAUACUUCCCAGCUGGGAACAUCACUAACCAGGGACACUUUGAGAAUAAUGUCCUCCCUGCUCAAGCCAGCCCCUAAAGAUGUCUGAAUCCCAUCAACUUGACUCGAGCUCCAAGGCAUUUAUUCCAUUUUGAAGUUAUCUGCUCUCACUGAUAAGCAGGAACACCACUUCUUGCGCUGUAGAAGAGCUAUCUUAUAUGGAUUUUAUAAGAUGAGAUGCACUCAGGCUCAAAGUCCUUUGCUUGUAUUUUGAAAAUGGAUCCGGGUAUGUGUAGGUGUUUACAGUGAAAGAAGAAAUGCCGUUUGACAUUGCUAACAAAACCUUUCCAGAUUCCAUAACCAUGACUUUGAUGGUCAUUUAAUUUGCCGAUGGCAGUAUUUCAUUCAUUAAUACCAAUAAAUUCCUCUUUCACACACUGAAAGUUAUAUCUGUGAAUCACAUCUGUAUUUGUGGAAGAAUGGAAUCACCACAUUUACAUGUGAAGUCAUUCCUUUUGAUUGGAAUCAGGGUUAGACUGCAGUGUUCAGUCAAACAGAACACUGCAGUCAGUGACUUUUGUGCUCUAUAACUUGUUCUGUACUAACAGACAUUUAUUUGGGAUCUGUUAAGCAAGAGCGAGAAAAUGCAGAAAAUUGGAGUUGUAUUCAUAAUGGAUUUACUUUUUUAAAUCUCAGUCUGUUACAGCAGUAAAGUGUAACUAUGACUAAUAAAUGAACAUUUUGGACAAUAUAAGUUGUUGUAAAUAUAAACACUGACUAAGGACGAGCUAAAAUAGAUUUUAUUUUAUUGUUGGUAUUAAAGGUUGAAAUAUC